Messenger RNA from Kogia breviceps (pygmy sperm whale), 633 nucleotides. NCBI's taxonomy places the organism in Eukaryota, Metazoa, Chordata, Mammalia, Artiodactyla, Physeteridae. The record is from RefSeq and is a predicted model, not a curated record.
AUGGCUCAUCUGGUGGUGCCUGACAACGUGCUCCCGGUGCUGAAAGUGGUGCCAUCUUGCAGGCGAGAAGCCAGCAGGUGGCGGCAGAGAGACAGGAGUGGUCCACAGAAGAGCCCAGCUCAGAGCCGAGCCGCGCGAACCCACCGAGCCCGCGCUCAGAAGCUAGAUCUCCCACCGACAGGCCGCUGUCUUCGGAAGGCUGCUGGGUCCUUCCUCUCUCCUAAGUGCAGGCAGAGCCCACCUGGAGCUAUGGCCAGCUCUUCCGGCAGCCCCGAGGACACGGGCAAGCUCAGAGGCAGGGAUGGCCGGCAGAGGCGGGAGGAGGAGGAUGCCCCUCCGGAGGAGAAGAGGUUGAGGCUGGGGCUGGAAGGAGGAAGCGUAGCGAAGGAGGAAGGAGAAGACGCGCCACGACUGGGCAGGGAAGAGACCGGCAUCCAGACAGGUGUUGAAGACAGAGGUGAUCUACUGUCCCUGCCAUACAGCCUGGUCGAGGGUGAGGACUACUCAUCUGAAAAUUCAGCCCUCCUCUCCAGUGCCAAGAACAGUCCACAAGACUCAGUUUCGGCAAGCCUGGCUGCCAACAAAUCUGAGGUAGGAAAUGUGGCUUUGCUGUCCCUUUGGAGGACAUUUUGA